Molecule: messenger RNA, 6387 nt
Organism: Porites evermanni
Lineage: Eukaryota; Metazoa; Cnidaria; Anthozoa; Scleractinia; Poritidae
Source: the annotation of a GenBank genome assembly
AUGGCUCGAACGCCUCGUACCGAACCUAUUGAAAAUUUUUUCGACAUUUUCGAUGAAAUCGGCAGGUAAGCUGAAGCUUAUAUAAAAGUUCACGUUGAUCAAGUUUAGUGUCACCAUAUGAAAUACCUGUUCUCUCUUUGGCGAAUACCCAACGAAGUAAAUCUUUUUUAAUUCAGAGGGCAAUAUGCUGUUGUCAAACGUUGUAAGGAAAAGUCAUCUGGAAAGGAGUAUGCAGCGAAAUUUGUGAGGAAAAGAAGGAAAGGCAAAGAUUGUAGAGCAGAAGUUUGGCAUGAGGUUGAAGUGCUCAACGCCACAAAUACGCCUUAUCAACAUCCUCAGAUAAUCACACUGUACGAUGUCUUCGAAACCAGGAGCGAAAUUAUCCUCAUCUUAGAACUGUGAGUAAACGGUCGAUAAUUUUUUUAGCGUUUAAUUUAUUCAAAUGAGAAUGUAUUGUAUUGUGACUUUUAAAUCAACAGCGCUCUUGGCGGAGAUCUGCAUAGACAUUGUAUAGCUUAUGACACAGAGGAACCUUCGUCCAGUAGAAGCGAAAGGGAAGUUGUUUAUCUUCUGAGACAGAUUUUAGAAGGGGUGAAACAUUUGCAUGACCAGGACUUCGUACAUCUAGAUAUAAAGGUGAGAAUUGUCUGUGUGUUUUGAGACGAUAUUGUGUUUGAAUAUUACAUGUUACCGAAUGUUUGUUUGGCUUAGCAUCUCUCGUGAUGGGAUGUCGUUACGCUUCAAGCGUUUGCUAAACAUCCUUACAACAUUUCCUUUGUUACAGUACAAAUAAUAUCAUUGAACCGAAGGAAGAUUUUUAUUUAUUAACGUCUUUGUUUUCUUUUACCGCUUCUAAAUUUUUCUCGUGAGCUUUAUUCUAAACAAACGUACAUUUAUGUUUAAAGUCUUUCAAUACUGACGGCUUUUCAUGCUUUUUCAUAUUGCUCAUUCUAAUCAUUCACGAUAUUUUAGUAUUACAUGCUUUGAUAUACCACUUAUUAUUUCAUUUCGUACACAUUUCAUGAAAUUUUUCUUAAUGAAAACGAUCGUAUUCAUAUAACUUAGACUUCUAUAAACAUUUAAUGAAAACCCUCUUAAUAAUAAGGCAUCUAAUCAAAGAGGGCUUAAUUUUUGGCUGCCGCGAAAUGCAAAGGCUUGAGUGGAGCAUUUAUUCUGUCGCAUAUAUUUUAAAUGCUUUCGGUAUCGCCGCCUUGUUAAAAAGAUAAAAUCAUGUACAUUUGCGCCAUGUCGGCCGGGUAUGCGAUUUUGAUAUUUUUCCUAUAAGCCAGAAUUACCUGUCAGUUACGCCACAAUACGACUAAGGAAAUUAUAAUCGUGUAUUUCCGACUUCUAAAAGUAGAACAAAUACUGUUGGACCUUUUUUAAACGAGAAACAAACGCCGGAAUGACCUUAGUUUGGAAUUUUAACAACCAUUACACAGAAGCUUAAUGAUUUAUGCCUUAGCGGAGUCUGAAUUGGUUUUACUGUGGCCUUAAUCAAGUGUGACAUGCCAUAGCGGGAGUUGAUUGCUUUUCAAGCGCCUCAGUCCUAUUUCUGUAAAUAAUACCAUUUAGGGAGUUUUGAAGUGAUAUGUGCAGAUUAUUACAAAAAUGUUGAGUACAAGAAAAAAUUCAAUUUUUCCAUGAAUAUACAUGUAUGAUUUACUGUAUAUUGAAAUCACUUUAAAGUUACUUAAAAUAGAAAGAUCAUCCAUAUUUUAAAAAAGUGUCAGUAAAUCCGUGUUAAUUUCAUACCCUUCCCAAAUUGUUUUUGCAAACAUAAUUGCCAGAAUUUUUUCCGUCAUAACACAAUCCAGCCCUGUCAGUAAAGUUACCCAUAUAUGGCAUUCCUGAAAUAGACUUAUCAAAGACCUAUUACAUUUCUUUGGGGUACUCAAGCCUUGGAGUUUAUUUUAAUUAUGAAUGUUCUGUUUAUAACAACCACAAGAGUCUAAUAUCUUUCAUUAGCCUCUUCUCUUUGAAAUUCCAUGGAUACCUAGCUAGCAGCUAGCAGUGCCUUCUUUAUGCUCAGUGGCAACAUAGGCAUUUCUGUGGAUUUACCUUGUUAAUUUUGUUUGUUCAUUUCCUAACUGCUCCAGUUGAUAAUGUUUUUACACAGCUCUGCCCCCCCCCCCCCCCCCCCCAACCACCCCAACAAAAAAAAAAAUUUUUUUUUUAAAACCACCCCUUUUUUUUUUUUUUUGGGGGGGUGUUUUUGAAAAAAAUAUUUUUUUUUUUUUAUUAUUUUUUUGUAGAGGGGGGACCACAGAUCACAGCACCUGCCCACAAACCACGUCCAGUGCCGGCGGCCUCUCGCAAAAACAAAAAACACAAACCCCCCCCCCCCCCCCCUUAACACACACACAGAGUAAAUAAAUAUUUCUGGUUCAAGUCAGCCCUUUUUAAUUUUUGCAGGCGGUUCAAGCUUUAAGAAGAUUUUUUGGUCUUUACAUUAAUUUUGUGUCAAACCAAAUUGGUGACAGUAGCACUGUAAAAAAACCCAGGCUUUACACUUUUUUUCGAAAGUAGCCAAUGAUAAGAACUCUCUGGAAAGGAAAACACAUGAAACUACUUGAAUAAUCUAUCACUAACCUUACUCUAUUUUAAUCAAAAUUUUUUUAUUCCAUUAAAUUGGCAUAUAUAUAUAUCUGUGGCUGAAUUUACUAUAAAUGAAAAAAUUAACUUUUUGUCAGGCAUGAUAUUUUUCUAAUAACUAUUUUUAGUACUCUAAACGUCUAGAUAGUAUUAAGCCAGUGUAAUUUUUUUAAUUAAAAAUAACAUGUGCCUUCAGACACUUUAAGCCUUACUUUUGCUAUUAGUUCUAAGUAAAAUUUUUCAAUGUGAUCAGUCAAGUGAAAUCUUAGAUAUUUCGGACAGUAUGAAAUUUAAGAUUUGCAUUUGUUGAAUUUAGCUUUUAAAUAACUCAUUUUUGUCAUUUCAUUUUUUUUUCUCCCAAGCCAAACAAUAUUCUGCUAAUGACUGAGCAUGCCUAUCCUGAAAUCAAGAUCAUAGAUUUUGGUCUGGCUCGAAAGAUCAAAGAUGGUGAACAAAUAUGUUUAAUUGUUGGAACACCAGAGUAUGUUGGUAAGGUCCAUUUAUGUAAACUCAUGGAUGUUAUUAUGUAGUGUACCCAACUAGUUAAUGUAGGGGUUGUGUGUCACAAAUGUGUAGUUCCAGAAAAAGUGCGUACGUCCCCCCACAGUAGCCUGCAAAUACAGCUGUCUCUCCUCAGUCCUUGCCACUAGGGGCAUUUCACAGGAAAGAGGUCUGUGCCUUAGCAGUGGAAAUUCCAUACUGAUGACGUAAAUCAAUGUUAACAUGACUUUGGUGAGGUUGUCAUGGUGCUGCACAUGUAAAUUUGUUCGAUUAUGUUUCUCCUGGAUGAUAAUGGUAAAGUUUUGUUUUCUUCUGCAACAAACUCCAGCAAAACUCAAAUGCUUCUCAAAGAAGAAUAUAUUCCACGAAUAUUAUUGACUGUUUUGAAGCAGAUUCAUCGUAUUUACAUCUGACCUUUUCUGGACUUUUAUCUUUUGUCUGUCAUUCGUAAACAAUAGCUAAAACAAUUUAACUCCCACAUCGACCAAUUAGUACCCCUAGCCAGAUUCUGGACAGAUACAUUUUACCUCAUCAGUCAUCUGUAUGGAAUUUCUGUCAGUGAGGCAGGUUCUAUGAAAUGUCCUAGUGGCGAGGCCUGAAGAAAGACAACUAUUACCCCCAAGGAAUUUGCAUUCCAGGGGCUGCCUGUCAGACCCUUCAUCCCGUGGAAUUUUCUUGAUUUUGCCACUUUAUUGAGUACCUCCUGAAAGGAAUAUUUCCAUCUAGAAAUUUGUUGCACUGUACGUCUAUCUGAAAAGUAUCCAUGUUUCUACAAUAAACUGAAAAAAAGUAUUGCUGUUCAUGUUAAUACAGUGUCUAAUAGCAAAUAUGUCAUCCUUUGAACUCCUUAAUUUUGCCUACUUACCGGUAUAUGGAUUUGGGAAAACAAUACUCAUAUAUAAUUUGUUGAAGUCUUUCUUAGCUAAUAACGGUAAGUCACUGAUAAUCAUGGGGGCAAUACCUUACACUUUAUGAACGAUCGGCCAUGUAGAGCCAAUGAACUAUGGUGUAUAGCUUUGAAAAAAGGAUUUAGCCAACCACGAAUAAAAGAUCAUCAAUGACAACAAUAAUCCUUGUUUUGAAAUUGUUUAACAGUAAAAUGACUGAAAGCAGGUUCAACAGAGCAGCUGUUAGUUUUGAUUAACUCAGCAAAAUCUUAUUAAGAACCCUGGAAAAAAGACUUUUAGAAACCAUCCCCCACCCCCACCCCCUCNUCUAAUAGCAAAUAUGUCAUCCUUUGAACUCCUUAAUUUUGCCUACUUACCGGUAUAUGGAUUUGGGAAAACAAUACUCAUAUAUAAUUUGUUGAAGUCUUUCUUAGCUAAUAACGGUAAGUCACUGAUAACCAUGGGGGCAAUACCUUACACUUUAUGAACGAUCGGCCAUGCACAGCCAAUGAACUAUGGUGUAUAGCUUUGAAAAAAGGAUUUAGCCAACCACGAAUAAAAGAUCAUCAAUGACAACAAUAAUCCUUGUUUUGAAAUUGUUUAACAGUAAAAUGACUGAUAGCAGGUUCAACAGAGCAGCUGUUAGUUUUGAUUAACUCAGCAAAAUCUUAUUAAGAACCCUGGAAAAAAGACUUUUAGAAACCAUCCCCCACCCCCACCCCCUCAAAAACUACCUCAUUUUGGACCCCAUCUGGCCCCAGAAUCAUCAGUGCAGUGGGUAUUAGAGUAUUUUGUCUCAUUAAAAUUGUACUCUUUACAAAGAGUGCUGAAUCAAGUUGCCUUUCUUUAACUCUAGCUCCUGAAAUUCUUGAAUUUGAGCCUGUGGGAAAGCCAAGUGAUAUUUGGUAAGCUGAAAGACUAUGCAUUAAGUUGCAGUUAUAGGAUAGCUAACUCUGUUUAUAGCCUCAAAUCCUACAGUGAUGGCGAGAAUUUGCCAGUCAGCAAAAUUUUGAUGGGUGCUUCCUUAAAUGCCAGGCCAAAAUUUACUCUUUUAGUUAUUAUUAUCAAACCAGUGGAUUACAAACAAAGGAUUAAAAUUGAACAUGACAGUCAGGGUAUAGUAUAUUUUAUUAUGGCCAAGAGAACAUGGUUAUAAACUAUUCUAACUUUUAGGACUAAGUGGCUAUUUUAGUUGAGGUUUUACUGUAUCAAGAAAAUUUCAGCUGUCCACCACAUACAUUUUCAUAGUACAGUGUAUAUUUCCCACAUAGUAAAUCCUCAACAUGACAGUGGUACGUCAAGUAAAUUUCAGUCAACUCUGAUAAAUGUUGCUGUAGUACAUCAGGUACAGUUAGAAUAAGUAGUGCCUUAAAUUAACUAGUCUUGAUUUCCUUUCAGGAGUAUUGGAGUUGUUGCUUAUGUGAUGUAAGUGCUUUCUAUCCUAUCCAUCAAUUACCUUUCAAAAAUUUAUUUUUAACCCAUUUAUAUUCAUUAGGGUUUUGGAAGAGUGGGAAACUGAAUGAACACAAGACAACAAACACAAAUUAUUCUAUGGUAUCAUGGCCAGUAGGGUUGAGUAGGGUUGAUAAGCAUUCCUUGAGUGCGUUACUUGAUAAAUGAAAAAAAGUAUGGAAAGCUAAGAGCUUAGAUGCCCGGUCUCUCCCUUGUCUUAAAAAGUGGUGAAGACUCCAAGACACUGGAAAACAAAGGUUACUGUGGAUUGUCUCAAACAGUUUUGUGCUGCCGUCUAAUAGUCCCACUUCCCAUAACUGCCCUGUAUUUGUGAUUUGAAAAUAUCUAUUACCUGUGUAGUUACAUACUUUGUGCCUUGAUUUAACCAUUUGAAAGUGGUUGAGAUGAUGGUUUCAGUAAGAAAUAUUAGGAUAAAUUUAACUAAGGUACGUACAGUUUAAUCCCUGUGAUAUCAUUAUAUUUAGGCUAACUGGACUGUCACCAUUUGCCGGAGAGGACAAGCAAGAAACUUGCUAUAACGUCUCCUUAGCUGCAUUAGAUUUUCCAGAGGAAUACUUUAAGAAUAUAUCCCACACUGCUCAGGAUUUUAUUAAAAGGCUUCUACAACGAGAUGCUGAGUAUGUCAGUUAUUAAUAGUACUUAACAAUAACAGUUUAUGUUUUUAUUGGCUUUUUCAAUCCCUUUUUUUUGUUAAUAGAGCCUUAACUUAUUAUGUUCAGUAGUGUAAAUUACAAACAUGAUGUACUUAUAUUGCAGUGACAGACUCUCAGUUCACGAAUGUUUAAGUCACCCUUGGCUUAACACAGAAGAAUUAUUCCAACGAAGCCCUGUAAGAAAAAGUCGGCGUUCUUAUGGUUCAGAACAAAAACAAAAGAGAAAAAAGCUUAAGAAGCUUCAGCAUCAAAAUGGGCUAGUUGAUGGUGAGUGUGUA